AUGGUGAAGGACUGCCCACAGCGAUGGCCAACAUGUGGCAACUGCGGGAAGUCGGGGCACACUGCGGAUGUGUGUUGGGCCGCCAAGAGGAGUGGUAGUACUAGUACGGCUCAGAGGCCUGAGUUGAGAGGGAGCACGGGGCCGAAGCCUAGCAUCCUCGGGAUAGUCUUUGCUAUAAGUGGGGUAGAGGCUUCACGAUUAGAGAAACUGAUCCGAGGUAAAUGUGUAAUUAAAGGCAGAUUACUUGAUGUACUAUUUGACUCGGGUGCUACGCACUUUUUUGUGUCUGUGGAUUGUGUGAGGAGUUUGAAUUUGUAUGUAACUGAAUUGCCGUGUAAUGUUGUGGUGACUACCCCUACAGAUUGUAGAGAGAAGACCCUGAUCUUCAGUGUAGCAAUGACCGAGGCCCUAAGACUUAUGAGUCAAGGUGCAUGGGAGAACACGGUGAACGCCAAGGCCUUUAUGGUAAUGUUUUCGAUGGAGGCUGAAAGCGUGGUGGAGCUGGAGUAUCUUCCAGUGGUAAAGGAUUUCUUGGAGGUAUUUCCCGAAGGUGUUUCCGAGCUGCCACCUGAGAGGGAGAUAGAGUUUGCUAUCGACCCCAUUCUGGGAGCAAGCCCAAUUUCUGUGGCGCCUUAUAGGAUGUCGCCGGUGUAA
Abrus precatorius (Indian licorice) is the source of this 654-nucleotide messenger RNA. RefSeq lists its product as uncharacterized. Gene Ontology annotation, molecular function: nucleic acid binding; zinc ion binding. The record is from RefSeq and is a predicted model, not a curated record. The coding region runs from base 1 to 654 and encodes 217 amino acids. The transcript is spliced from 2 exons. Lineage: Eukaryota; Viridiplantae; Streptophyta; Magnoliopsida; Fabales; Fabaceae.